AUGGUCUUUCUGCAGGAGGGAGAUCGGCAGGGAAGCAGGGCCUCGCGGCCGAGCACGAUGUUUGUGGAAGUGGAUGCCAGCGUCACCAACGGCGAAGCCAUGAGAGCGCGGCUGCGCGGGUGCACCUCUGAUCCCAGCCACUGCGACAGCACUGCGCGCAUUCUCCAAGAUGUACCCCCAGCUGUGAACAAUGCCACCGGCGCAGACGCAAAUGAGAAGGGAACCGAGGGCGCUGUGCUUGCCGGCUCCAGGCGCGCUGAGUCAGUACCGGCGGUGGACGAGGAAGAGCGGGAGCGGCUGAGGGAGGCGGCCAAGCGCUCGGUCAAGUCGGACUUCGACAUGAACUACCUGAGGACCUUUGAUAACGUGACAUGGGUACCUCUGGCAGAGGCUCGGCAGGCAGCUGCCAAUGUUGGGCUUGCAACCGAUGACCAGCCGCAUCACUGCGGAGGACCCCAUGGCUGUGGUGCAGAGGGCGGCGGGGGGAAUGCAGCCACAGCAGGGGGAGGCAGGCCGGGGCAUGAUGCAGGCACCCCGGCAGGGGAGGGGGGACCCGACGAGGUUAAUUCCCCGGGAGCGGUGGCCGGCGCGGCCCGAUAUCUCAGCGGCGGCGCUGUCACAGCAGAAGUGCGGGAGAAGCUGCACAAGAAGCUGGAGGAAGAGGGGAAGCUGCACCUGAUUCCGCUGACGGCGAAAUGGGAGAUGGGCAGGAAAUUGGAAAACACCUCAAGCCGAAUGUGGUUCCAGCCGCCGCCAGAGCAGGGCCGCAAGAAGAAGCUCAUGUCUUGUAAACAGGCAAUCGCGUUCCUGGAAGAGCUGUAUGGUAAGGGACAGGAGGCUGUGCAGCCAGGCGAGACAGGCAAGGGAGCCCAGCAGGGGGCAGCAGCAAAGGAGCCGGCCGCACCCAGGAAGCCCGCCAGCCUGGACCAGCAUUCUGCUCUGGGCGCCCCGCACGCAGCAGCUGCGCGGCAGGACAGCGGGGAGCAUGUGUCGCCUCGUCUUGUGAAGCUUGCUCCCCACGAGGAGCAAGUGGAAACAUCUCCGGGCCUCAGCCCGCCCGGAUCUCCCAAGAGCCCGCCCGAGACGCCGCGCUCGCGCGCCAGGCGGCAGACGCACAAGCCGGACGUGUUCAACCCCACGCCGCCCAGCAAGGAGGAGAAGAAGCGCAUGCACGAGGAGGCCCGCAGGAACACCGCCAAACAAACCAAGGAGAUGCUGGCUGGGGAGGCGCCAGCUGGCGGAGGGGAAGCGCUGCCGGCAGCUGCCGGGCAGCCGCACGGCUGGGAGCUUCCGGCCGCCGGCGCUGCGCCGCAGACGAGCCCUGUGGAGGUGACCUUUGCCAGAAGGGGCAAGGGCCGCGGCAGGGGAGCCUCUCGCGGCCGCGGAACGAAGACGGCCGGUGGUGGCAGGGGCAGGCGGCGCUCUGUCUCUCCUGCUGAAGCAUCUGCGCCAGAGGAUGGCGCAGAGCCCCAGCCAGCAGGGGUUCCUGAGGGCACUGAUGGAUUGCACGGCGAGGAGAUUGACGUGGAGGUGGCAGAGGCCAUGCCCAAGGGCACGCCGGCUUCGCCAAAGAAGCGCGCGGCCGGCGCGGCCGCCGCGGCGAGGGUUGCGAAGAAGCCGCGCCGGGGUGCUGCUGCCGACACAUCUGCAGGCACCAGCAGUGGCAAGGCCACUGCCGCCACCGCUGCCUCCAAUGGCCUGACGGAAGGUAGGGGGCACGGACCCCCCAGCAACAAUUGCCCUGCCAAAGAGUGUGAUAUAGGACUUGAGAAGGGUAAAGCAUGUGGGGAGAAGCUGCUGGGUUUGCUGAAGCUGCUGGAGAGCAAGGUGGACAAGGCCUUUGAGCAGGCAUCACUUGGGACGGCAGUGAUCUCAAGAACGGCGGUGUGGGGUGCAGGGGCGCAGCCGGGAGCAGCGACCGGGAAGAAAGCCAGGGGUGGGAAGAGGGCGGCUGCGCCGAAGGCCCUCAAGGAGGAGUCCGAUGUUACCCCUGAGGAGAGUGAGGAGGAGAGCAGCGAAGCAGAGCCCAUGAGCGAUGGCGAGGCCAGCGAUGAGAAGCCGCGCUCCAGGAAGAAGCCUGCAGCGGGCAAGCGCAAGGUGGUUAAGUCUGGCAAGGGCAAGAGCAGCGCUGCCAGCCAGAAGCCAGUCAAGAGCGGAGGAAGUGCAAAGGCUGCUGUGCUGGCUCCUGCCAGAGAAGCGCUGCCACCCCAAGAAGGGCGAUCUACAGAGGCACACUAUUGGUUUGACAGGACAAAGGCCCAAUUGGUGCAGCUGCCAAAGCACAAGAAGGACUUCACAGCAACACAGCUGGAGGUGUGCACGGACGAGGAGUGGCGGAGGUACGCCGCGGGCUGGUGCCCCCGCUGCCUGGGCUUCUGCACCUGCCGCGCAUGCAUGCGCAAGCCGCACCCGCGCGAGCAGUACUCAGCGCCCGAGCACCAGGAGGAGGAAUAUGCGCGCCACGUGCUGCGCUACGUCGGCCCCCUGCUCGCUGACCAGCACGCCCACAAGGUCGCAGAGGCGCUGGCGGGCCGGAAGCCGUCGCCGUACGCGGAGGUGAGUUGGGCGGACCCGGAGGACUUUCGUCACCUGUGCGACCGCUGCGCCACGUCCAUCCCCGACGUGCACCGCACCUGCGCCGCCUGCGACCGCAACGCUGACGGCUACGACCUCUGCCUGCACUGCUGUGCGCAAGUCCGCCAGCCCGGCGAGAAGGAUGUUCUCUGCAACAAGAACCACACCAUGAAGCUUGUGCGCUUCUUCAACGACGACAUGGCCUCAGCUGUCAAGCAGACCAUCGAGAUGGCGAAGGAUGGAGACAAGGAGCUGUGGGAGUGGACGCCGGAGCUCAAGCUGGGCCUCAAGAGGAAGAAGGCUGUGGUCUCUGCUGAGGCCGCUCUCGCUGGUCGCAAGGGCAAGAGUGGCUCCUGGAAGGGCGCAGCCGAGGGGACCGCAGCUGGCGGAUCUGGCAGCAUCAACGCGGCUGCCAAGCCAACCGCCGACAGCGAGCCGCUUGCAGAGGCUCUACACAGCGCCAGCAACCCGCAGAGCAAGGCGGCUGCCGCAGAGGGGCAGGGCGCAGUUCUGUCAGGCAUGACAGGAGACCGGGGCACCGACAGCGAUGUUGACAUCGUCGAUGCUGCGGUGCCGCCUGCCGGGUGGCUCGGGGCCGGGCUGCCGCAGCAGCAGCCGCCGCCCGACUACGCAGGCUUCAGCGCAGAGGUGCAGCGGAGCGUGAAAAACCCGCAGCAGUUCCUCGCCAAUGGCGGCUCGCACGGGCCCCCCGGCGUGGCAGCAAUGGCGGCGGGGGGGUGCUCGGGGGACCCCGAGGCCGCGCAUCCCAGCAAGCGCGCCCGCACGGUCGCCCCGGCCGCGGCAGCCGUGCAGGAGGAGAGCGAUGCUUGCGAGGUGCAGAGCUUCCGGCAGAAGGUCAACAAGGGCUUCCCCAAGGAGAAGGCGACCGUUGCACCCUUCCUGCGCACCAUGGCGGACUUCUGGGAGGACAAAGUGGCUGCAGCACAUACCAUGUUCCAGCUGCAGCAGGCCGCGGUACCGGCUGCCGACCCGCCAGAGGCGGCUGCGCAGCCGUGCAACAGGGAGGAGGCAGGAUCCGCGGCUGCAGCGCAGGAAGCGGCCAUGCCUGACCAGCGCGCAAGCAAGACGGCAGAGCCGGCUGCGGGCACAGCAAAAGCUGCCGCGGUGCCUGCCGGCAUUGCGCCACUGCCUGCCGGCCAAAAGUGGUGGCAUCAGGCGGUUCCAGACGAGUGCAAGAGGAUGGCGGCAUCGCGGCCAAACGGGUGGCAGAACUACGUCUACACGCCCCACGCGGACGACCUGGCCAUGUACAACCCCGACCGCAAGGCGCAAGUCAGCUGCUACUCAUCCGCUGUCGCCGAAAAGGGUCUGCUGGCGCCUUUUGCGGCCGGCCGGCAGGCACUGCGGCGGCUGGCGCAUGAGGAGCAACUGGUGUUCCAGGAGGUGUGGCGGGAGGGUGUGCCGGUGGUGGUGCGCCGCUGUCGCAAGGGGUACCAGUGGGACCCGGCCACGAUGGGCCGCGCCACCACCGAGAAGAACGCCCGCUUUGGCAAGGACAGCGAAAUCGAGGUGAUAGACUGCGAGGACUGGAACGUGGUGAUGAUGAAGCAGGGCACCUUCUUCAAGAUGUACGAGAAGGACAACGAGGAGGGCCCCAUGUACAAGCUCAAGGACUGGCCUCCCAACGCCCACUUUCGCAAACGCCUCGGCCGCCACAACCAGGACUUUUUGGAGAUGCUGCCGAUGCCGGAAUACAGCCACCCCAAGGGGCCCCUCAACCUCGUCUCCUACCUCAGAGACAACUCCGUCAAACCCGAUCUUGGACCCAAGUCCUACGUCGCCUUCGGCAGGGUGAAGGAGCACCUGGGCGACGGUGACAGCGUGACCAAGAUGCACUGCGACCUGAGCGACGCCGUCAACCUCAUGUGCCACCAGUCCGGCGAGGGCGAAGGUGCCGUCAUCCGAUGCGGCGACACGCCCGCCGACACAGACACCGACCCCAGCUACGGGGGCGCAGGAGCGGUGUGGGACAUAUGGCCGCGCGACUGUCGGGAGCAGCUGGCAGCGUUCCUGGUGCGCCACGCGGACGAGUUUGCGGCGGAGGGCCUCAACAUCGACCCCCCCAACAUCCUGCACCCCAUCCACGACCAGGCGCGCCCCCACCCCCUAUCCCUCCCUGAAUGCAGAUGCCAAAUUUGA
This is a messenger RNA of Coccomyxa subellipsoidea C-169, 4734 nucleotides long. RefSeq lists its product as hypothetical. Gene Ontology annotation, biological process: regulation of transcription by RNA polymerase II. NCBI's taxonomy places the organism in Eukaryota, Viridiplantae, Chlorophyta, Trebouxiophyceae, Coccomyxaceae. Gene Ontology annotation, molecular function: transcription coregulator activity; chromatin DNA binding; histone H3K9 demethylase activity. The record is from RefSeq and is a predicted model, not a curated record. The transcript is spliced from 16 exons. Bases 1 to 4734 code for a protein of 1577 amino acids. Gene Ontology annotation, cellular component: histone deacetylase complex; chromatin.